AAACAGUUAAAAUGGAAAUGAAACUUAAAGUGUCGGCAGUGUGUUCACCUCCAGGUUAUUUGAAAACUUAUGUUCCUAGAUUAUCUAUUGACAAUAUAAAGAGAUACGGAUUUUUUUCCUACAUGCUGCAGUUGAUUGAUGGACCGGAACCAGUGUUAUCAUUUCUUUGUAAAACAUAUCAAGUUCAUAAUAUACCGAUUGGCACAGCACAAACUGAUAAGAUUGCUGAUGAAGUCCCUUCAUCAAUACAAUUGUUUUAUUAUUCGGAUACAUUUCGAUAUACAACAAUAAUAUCAUCAUACAGUGGAGAAAAAUCAGUUACUACAGUACCAAUAGGAAAUAGAAAUCUUUUAAACCACAAUGUUGAUAAAACAUUAGAGCAGAAAUAUAAGCAGAAAUUACAAUUAUUAGUUAGAUCUAGUGAUGACUUGAGAAACAACAUAUCUAUGAUUGAAACUUCUAUGAAAGAAUUAUGUGUGAAACGAGAUCAAAUUUCUGAAAAGCGUAAAGGACUUCAAGAACAGAAACAAAAUUUGGAUAUUAUAUCAAAUAAAAUAAAAAUAGAGGAAAUAAAGUUAAAAUCCUUACAAUCAGAGACAUUUGACAUGAAGUUCGAACAGAAAGAAUUGGAUGAUUUUUUAUUACAAACACUUACAAAAAUAAAAACAUUACAUAAAGAUGUGCAAAAAAGAAUCAAUUUAUUGAUUCAAAAAAAUCAUGAACAAGCAAAUGAUAACAUAUUAGUAAGACAACUUAAGAAACUAUGA
Molecule: messenger RNA, 767 nt
Organism: Ctenocephalides felis (cat flea)
Lineage: Eukaryota; Metazoa; Arthropoda; Insecta; Siphonaptera; Pulicidae
Product: structural maintenance of chromosomes protein 5-like
Exons: 4
Coding region: 12-767 (251 amino acids)
Biological process (GO): double-strand break repair via homologous recombination
Cellular component (GO): Smc5-Smc6 complex
Molecular function (GO): ATP binding; ATP hydrolysis activity
Source: RefSeq, a predicted model, not a curated record